GAAAAAUUGAUUGCCUAUCAGCGGGAAUUUCAUGCUUUAAAGGAACGCCUUCGCAUUGCUGAACAUCGAACACUACAGCGCUCGUCUGAGCUACACGCAAUACUAGAACAGUUCCGGAAAGCAGUUUCUGAGGCAAAUGGGAGCAGAGAUGCAUUAAGUCACUUUUCAGAUGAAGCUCAGAAACUGUUCAAAGACUUAACUAAUAGAAAAUCACUACAAGUGCCAAAUAUUUACUACCAUAUGCCUCAUUUAUUAAACCAUGAAGGAAGCCUUCAGCCUGCUGUGCAGGUUGGCCUUGGAAGAACAGGAGUGUCAAUAGUAAUGGGCAUCCCUACUGUAAAGAGGGAAGUUAAGUCUUACUUGACUGAGACGCUACAUUCCCUGAUUGAUAAAUUGUCUCCAGAGGAAAAACUUGACUGUGUUAUAAUAGUCUUCAUUGGAGAGACAGACCUUGAUUACGUGCACAGUGUGGUUGCAAGCUUACAAAAAGAAUUCUCUGUAGAAAUUGGCUCCGGAUUAGUUGAAGUAAUCUCUCCUCCUGCUGCCUAUUAUCCAGACAUGACAAAUUUAAAGGAAACCUUUGGAGAUUCAAAGGAGAGAGUCAGAUGGAGAACCAAACAGAAUUUAGACUAUUGCUUUCUUAUGAUGUAUGCUCAGCGGAAGGGUAUUUAUUACAUUCAGAUUCAAGUAAUUCAACCAAACAGAAUUACUUCAGUAUAUAAAACUAUCAAGAAUUUUAAGCACAUUCAGUUGUCUUCAGAAGACUGAUGAUUUUUGGAAUUUUUCUCAGUUAGAGAUUCAAAAGGAAAAUGUUUCAAGCACCUGACAUAACACUCAUUGUUGAGUUCAUUUUUAUGUUCUAUAAGGAGAAGCCUAUUGAUUGGCUCCUGGAUCAUAUUUUAUGGGUCAAAGUCUGCAACCCAGAAAAAGAUGCAAAACAUUGUGACAGGCAAAAGUCUAAUCUUCGAAUCCGUUUCCGGCCAUCUUUGUUCCAGCAUGUCGGCCUGCACUCUUCUUUAGCAGGGAAAAUACAAAAACUCACAGAUAAAGAUUUCUUAAAACCAUUGCUACAUAAAAUUCAUGUGAAUCCACCAGCUGAAGUCUCCACUUCUUUGAAAGUGUACCAAGGCCACACUCUAGAGAAGACCUACUUGGGAGAGGACUUCUUCUGGGCGAUCACCCCUUUGGCUGGAGACUACAUCUUAUUCAAGUUUGAUAAACCAGUACACGUAGAAAGGUAUCUCUUUCGAAGUGGUAAUCCUGAACACCCUGGAGACUUGCUGAUAAACACAACAGUGGAAGUGCUACCUUACCAGAAGGAAAUUUUGGAUAUAAGAAAGAAUGCCAAAGACAAGCUUCCGUCAGAUGGAUUCCUCAGAGUAGGUAAAUUUGAAGAUGGCGUUGCAGAAGGACCAGUAGAUCCCAGUCUGAACCCAAUUGCAGCAUUCCGACUUUCAGUCCUACAGAAUUCAGCUGUAUGGAUCAUUCUCAAUGAGAUCCACAUAAAGAAGAUUCAGACUGACUGA
Staurois parvus is the source of this 1526-nucleotide messenger RNA. The record is from the annotation of a GenBank genome assembly. NCBI's taxonomy places the organism in Eukaryota, Metazoa, Chordata, Amphibia, Anura, Ranidae.